Molecule: messenger RNA, 1236 nt
Organism: Ostrinia nubilalis (European corn borer)
Lineage: Eukaryota; Metazoa; Arthropoda; Insecta; Lepidoptera; Crambidae
Gene: mTerf3
Product: transcription termination factor 3, mitochondrial
Exons: 4
Coding region: 244-1236 (330 amino acids)
Biological process (GO): regulation of DNA-templated transcription; mitochondrial transcription; mitochondrial ribosome assembly
Cellular component (GO): mitochondrion
Molecular function (GO): double-stranded DNA binding
Source: RefSeq, a predicted model, not a curated record
AUAACCUCAACAAAACUGACUUGUCAAUGUCAAACACCGAAAUUUAUAUAGUAAAAAAAUAUUGUGUACUUGAGAAAUAUUAAUUUAUUUAUUCAUUUAGUAUUUAAACGUAGGUCUUUUAGUAGGUGAAACAUUUUCAUCUUACUAUACCUACCAGAGGGCCAACUGGGGACUACUUACAUGGGACUACAGCUUUAAAUGGGACAACACAUUAAAGUGAUUUAGUAUUAGUAAACUAAAACCAUGGCGGUUUCCAGAAAUUUGAGAAUUAACCUAAGUUCUUUAACAAAGAACUGGAGAUAUUUUAGUUUGUUAACAGAAAAACCAAAGUCGCAAAAUGAACUGAUUAAUGAUAAAUUUAUUGAUGAAAGCAUUUCCGAGGAUUUGUCGUCGGUAACUCCAUACUACCCUAAUACUUUUAAUUUGGCUUCAUAUGUUAACAACUCAGAAUUUUUGCAGAAUUUACUACAUCUCAAUAUAAAUUUGAGUAAAAUUGAAAAGAAUCCGCAUGUUGUAAAUAAAAUACUUAAGUUGAAUUUUGAUGAUAUUAAGAAACACAUUUUGUUUAUCAAUGACUUUGUUGAUAAAGAAGAACUGGGAAAUUACCUAACUAAAAAUCCAUUAAUAUUAUGCCAGCCCCUUGAUGAUCUAGAGGUUCGAAUUAAUUAUUUACAGUCAAAACAUUUUUCUAAAAGUCAAAUAAGUAGAAUUAUUCAACACAAUCCCUUUUGGCUCAUGUUCAGCACUUUAAGAAUUGACAGAAGAUUGGGCUACUAUCAACAAAAGUUUGGUUUAUGUGGUGAUGAGGUCAGGUUUUUAGCAACAAAGCAACCUAGACUGAUAACAUACAGCUUACAUCAUGUAACAACCAACACAUUUGUUAUCAAAGAGGAAAUGGGCUUUGAAGAAUCUGAAGUAAAGAAACUUUUAUUAGAUAAACCUAGAUUGUGGAUGAUGAAUCAAAGAGCACUUCUAGAAAGAUUCAACCUGCUACAUAAUACAAUAAAAAUUCCACAUUCAACAAUAUUGCAGCAACCAGAAAUUUUAUUAUGUAGAAGUUUUAAAGUUAAACAACGAUAUUUGUUUUUACAAAAAUUAGGCAGAGCCCAAUUUGAUCCUACGAAAGAAAAUUAUGUUCCAAUAAUGGCUUUAGCUGAAGGAAGGGAUGUAGAUUUUUGUAAAUUAUACGCCAAAUGUAAUAUAAAUGAUUUUAAUGUGUUUCUCAAGACACUAUGA